CGCUGGGAAACAUAUUUAACUACACUACCCAGAAUUCAGCUGCAAAGUACUCACGUCAACGUAGAUCACAACAAGGAAGUGGACACUCAUGGUGCUUGAAUUUCUUGUACUAAUCUUCUUACUGAAGAAUAAGGGACAGUUGGUUUUGUAAAAGGACGCACUUAAAGAUUACGUUGAUCUUGGUUUGUACACGUACAACGCCUCGGUCGGGUUUUCUGGAUAUUUAAUUGGUCAUCUACGAAGAUAAAAUGGAAUCUCAAUCAGGUGAAUGAAUUAAAUAGUUUAUAUUUCUUUUCUCCCAUUCAUUCAUCAACGAGAAAGCGUCCCCCGUAUUUAUUGGGAGAUUCCACAGGCGUUACAUUCAGACCCAGCUCUGUGUUGACUCUCAAAAUGAGGAUGAUCACCUUCCUCCUAGUCGGACUGACAGUCCAUGUGGUUUUCUUCCUUUCGAUCUUUGACAUCUACUUCACCUCUCCCCUGGUCCAUGGAAUGACACCUCAGGCUACACCGCUGGCACCACCCGCCUCCAGAUUGGUGUUAGUGGUGGCAGAUGGUCUCCGAGCAGACAGUCUCUUCACACUACUCCCCAACGGCUCAUCCAGGGCUCCAUACUUGAGGAGUGUGAUGGAGGAGAGGGGUACCUGGGGUGUGUCACACACACAUGUGCCAACAGAGUCUCGUCCCGGUCAUGUUGCUCUCAUCGCUGGCUUUUAUGAGGAUGUGAGUGCUGUUGCUAAAGGGUGGAAGGAGAAUCCUGUAGAGUUUGACUCAGUGUUUAAUGAGACCAAACACACCUGGUGCUGGGGCAGCCCUGAUAUUCUGCCGAUGUUUGCUAAAGGUGCCAGUGGAGACCACGUGUAUACUCACACUUAUCCAGCAAAGGAGGAGGACUUUGCCUCCACAGACGCCUCCAGGCUGGACACCUGGGUGUUCACUCAAGUCAAAUCAUUCUUUCAGUCGGCAAAGUCUAACUCCAGUCUGAGGGCUAGUCUGCUCGAGGGUGAGAAUAUCUUUUUUCUACAUCUGCUGGGCAUAGACACAAACGGACAUGCACACAGACCAAUGUCACGGGAGUACCUAGACAAUAUUGGUCUAGUAGACAGUGGCGUAGCUGAACUGGUGUCUGUGGUAGAAGACUUCUUUGGUCAUGACGGCAGAACAGCCUAUGUGUUUACGUCUGAUCAUGGCAUGACAAACUGGGGUUCACACGGUGCAGGCCAUCCUUCUGAGACACUCACCCCUUUAGUGGUGUGGGGGGCCGGAGUUCAUAAUGCCCACAAAGUCACUGAACCCCAAUCAUUCAACGAUGGCUACCUACAAGAUUGGAAACUGGAGCACCUUCGUAGAGUUGACGUCAAUCAGGCAGACAUCGCUCCCCUCAUGGCUUCUCUCAUCGGUGUGCCCUUUCCUGUUAAUUCUGUUGGUGUGUUACCUCUUCUCUAUCUUAACAACAGUGACCAGUUUAAGGCAGAGUGCAUGUACACCAAUGCUAUUCAAGUACUAGAGCAGUACAAGAUGAAAAUGGCCCAGAAAAAGGAGACAACCUUGUCUUUUCUUUUCACCACAUACCAACCACUGACUGAGUCAAAACAAGCAGAAUUCAUCCACAAGGCCAGAAUACUGAUUCAGCUGGAGAAGUAUGAAGAUGCUAUCUCUCUGUGCCGAUCUCUGAUAUCCAAUGCCCUGGAGGGCCUGGUCUACUACCACACCUAUGACAGGUUCUUUCUAGGCUGCAGUGUGGUGCUGGGAUUUGUAGGCUGGACCUCAUAUGUUGUUCUAGUCAUACUGAAGACUCAUGCCGGCCUCAACCGACACCCCAGUCUCCUCAAACAGAUUCCCAGCUAUACCCUGGCCAGGGUGUGUAUAUGUGUGACAGUGGUGAUCACGGUGUUCUUGCUUCUACAAAGGAGCCCCAUGACUUACUAUAUUUACUGCCUGCUGCCUGUCCCUGUGUGGUACUCUGUCCUUAAAGAGUCCGAAACUCUAAUAGAUUUGGUUCGAUCAGCUCCCUCUCUGCCACUGUGGAAAUGUUUUGGCUAUUUUGUGCUGUUGGCGUUUGGGAUCGAGCUACUGGUGGUGAGUUUCUUCCAUCGCGCCAUGCUGACUGUGGGCCUGACUUUCCUCUCUCUCUGGCCCUUCCUGUCGGGAAUUUUUGGCAAGGCCAAGUUCCGUUCAUUAAGCUGGUUUCUGGGGUGUCUGUGUCUGGCUGCUUUCCCCCUCAUGCCUGUUGUGGGCAGAGAGCCUAACGUACAUCUGGUGACCUGUGCAGGUCUACUCACUCUCUUCACUUCAGCCUGUUACCUCUGGUCAUCAGGACAGAGAACGCCUCUGCACCUCAGUGACAGACAGCAGUUUGUCACCCAGAUGCUCCAUGUUGCAGUGUGUGCGUACAUGCCAUCUCUCACACACUCCAGCCUGCAGCAGAAACAGGGACUGCCCCUUCUUAAUCAGAUCAUCAGCUGGACCACAUUAGCAUCGUCUAUGCUGGUUCCACUCUUGAGCUCUACACGUCUUUUCCACCGACUCCUCAGCAUAUUUCUCUCUCUCAUGGCCACAUAUCUACUGCUCAGCACUGGGUCAGAGGCUUUGUUCCCCCCUGUGUUAUCUUGGUUGAUGUUUGUGUGGAUCAACAUUGAACAGGAAGCGAUGCUCGCUCAGGGUGUCUCUAGCAGACAAGAGCUCUCAACUAUUGAUUUCUCUGCAAACAUCGACAUCACCAAGAUCCGACAACUAAAAUUGGAUGACAUCAGAAGAUCUUAUUUUUUUGUAUUUUUUAUUAUAACAGCUUUCUUCGGCACAGGGAACAUAGCUUCCAUCAACAGUUUUGACCCAGCAUCUGUUUAUUGUUUCCUCACUGUCUUCAACCCCUUCAUCAUGGGAGGGCUGAUGAUGUGGAAGGUUAUCAUUCCAUUCAUAAUAGUGAUGUGUACAUUUGAGACCAUCCAAGUUGCAACACAGCUCUCAUCAAGAAGUUUGUUCCUCAUUGUACUUGUUAUCUCCGACUUGAUGGCUCUGCACUUUUUCUUCCUGGUGCAGGACUACGGCAGCUGGUUAGACAUUGGCACAAGCAUUAGUCAUUAUGUGAUAGUGAUGUCGAUGACCAUCUUCCUGAUGUUGCUCAGUGUGGUCACACACAUUUUCACCUCUCAAAGACUCAUUCUGUGGAGGAGAUCUAAGAAGCACUUUCCCUAAGUAAAUGUGCUUGUGUGUGCAUGUACACAUACUAGGUCAACCAAAUGUUUAGUAUUUAUUUGACUUUUUUGUUGUUGAUACUUUAUAUAUGUCAUUUGUCUCAUUAAGCCAGGGUUUGUGUGUUUUAGGACUUAACACAUUGUACAGGGCUUUACAAAUGUCUCACGCGAAUUAGUUAAAUUGUUUAUAUGUCUUUAUUAGUCAGAUGCUUUAACUUGUCCUAUCAAAACUGCUUAAAGGUGCCCUGCCACACGUAUUUAAUUACUUUGUGGUAAUGUAUGAAGAUCUAACAUUUUAAAAAAUGCUCGGUUUCCAGCGAUUCAAGCAUGGUAUAGUAAGCCUGCAGGAUAGCUCUCAUUAAUAUUAAACGAGCUAAGCUGCUUGACUCUGAUUGGCUAACAGCUA
Messenger RNA from Etheostoma cragini (Arkansas darter), 3597 nucleotides. It is a transcript of the gene pign, whose product is annotated as phosphatidylinositol glycan anchor biosynthesis, class N. Gene Ontology annotation, biological process: GPI anchor biosynthetic process. The transcript is spliced from 29 exons. Lineage: Eukaryota; Metazoa; Chordata; Actinopteri; Perciformes; Percidae. Gene Ontology annotation, molecular function: mannose-ethanolamine phosphotransferase activity. Bases 391 to 3192 code for a protein of 933 amino acids. Gene Ontology annotation, cellular component: endoplasmic reticulum membrane. The record is from RefSeq and is a predicted model, not a curated record.